UAUGGUCAUUUCAUACCAAUAACAUUCAAAAAUCUCCAACGGUCAUCUCCUUCCCCUGCUUUCAACAACUAAAAACCUCACCUUUCCCCUUUCUCUGUCUCUCCACAUUCAAAUUCAAACCCUCACUCUCUCUCUCUCAGAGACCACAAAUCUCUUCUCUUCUUCUCUCUCCCAUUCUCGAACAAUGAAAUCAACCACUGAAACCGCCGUCGCCGCCGAGAAUGGCCGUUUCUUGGGGAGCAUUUCGAGGUCUUCGUUUCGAAAUCUGCUUCCAAAAUCAAAGCUUAAGAAAAGCGCUAACAAACCCAACUCUGAAAACACGCCUCCACUAGAUCCCAACAUUAUUCAAGUUAACAACUCCGCCCAGUUUUCCCUCAAAUCUCCACCGUCCAAAUCGCUUACUUCUGACUCCUUGAUCAACCCAUCGGACGGUUACCGUCAAACGUUGCCUCCCAUGGACUCUUCCAUCAAGAAGGAGGCUGUUGAAUCUGAGGAACGGAAAGGAGAAUUGGGGGAUUUAGAUCCAUCAGUGAAGGUGGUAGUGAGAAUUAGACCCAUAAAUGCUCAAGAAAAAGAAGUAGAUCGGACAGUGAGGAAGGUUUCUUCAGAUUCCUUAACCGUUGGUGACCGCAAAUUCACAUUUGAUUCUGUUCUUGAUUCAAAUUCCAAUCAGGAGGAUGUUUUUCAGCUAAUUGGUGUUCCUUUGGUUAAAAAUGCAUUAGCUGGUUACAACACUUCAAUAUUGUCAUAUGGACAGACUGGAAGUGGAAAGACUUACACAAUGUGGGGUCCACCAAGCGCCAUGGUUGAGGAUCCUUCACCUAGAAGCCACCAGGGGAUUGUUCCUCGUAUCUUCCAAAUGUUGUUCUCUGAGAUUCAAAGAGAGCAAGAGAACCAUGAUGGGAAGCUGAUAAAUUAUCAGUGCCGUUGCUCCUUUCUCGAGAUUUACAAUGAGCAAAUUGGGGAUUUACUUGAUCCAACUCAACGGAACCUUGAGAUAAAGGAUGAUCCAAAGAAUGGAUUGUAUGUUGAGAAUUUGACUGAAGAAUAUGUUUCUAGCUAUGAGGAUGUAACUCAAAUCUUGAUUAAGGGGCUUUCAAGUAAGAAGGUUGGAGCAACAACUGUAAAUUCUAAGAGCUCUCGGUCUCACAUUGUGUUUACUUUCGUCAUUGAAUCUUGGUGCAAGGGAGCCUCAUCAAAAUGUUUCAGCAGUUCAAAAACAAGCAGAAUCAGCCUGAUUGACCUUGCAGGCCUGGAUAGAAACAAACUCGAAGAUGUGGGUAGACAAAGUGUACAGGAAGGGAAAAAUGUCAAGAAGUCCCUAUCACAUCUUGGAUAUUUGGUGAACACUCUUGCAAAAGAAACUCAACCUGAAAAACCUGAAGAUGCUCCUUAUGGAGGUUCUUGUUUAACACGUAUACUGAGAGAAUCCCUUGGUGGCAACGCCAAGCUCACAGUUAUUUGCAACAUUUCUGCAGACAACAGAAAUAGUAGUGAAAUACUAAGCACUCUCAGAUUUGGGCAAAGGAUUAAAUCUAUAAGAAAUGAGCCAGUAAUUAAUGAAAUCUCCGAAGAUGAUGUCAAUGACUUGAGUGAUCAGAUUCGUCAACUAAAGGAAGAGCUUAUAAGAGCAAAAUCUGAUGUAUAUAGCUCAGUUGGGAGUAAAAGUGGAUAUUUUGAAGGGUGGACUGCACGUGAUAGCUUGAACCAAUUAAGGGUAAGUCUUAACCGCUCUUUGAUCCUCCCACGCAUAGAAGAUGAUUAUGAGGAAGAGAUUAAUAUUGGUGAGGAAGAUGUAAAGGAACUACGUCAUCAGCUAGAUUAUCAUAGCUCUUGUGACACAAACUUAAGAGAUCCAUCUGACAAGAGAGGUUCCAUUCAGUCUUCUUCUGUAAAAGAAAGUUGUGAGACAGACUUGCUGAGUGAAGAUGACGUUCAUUGCCCAAAAGACACAGAGAUAGAAGAAAUUGAUGUAGAAGGACUUCCCCCCAUGGCCAUUCCUGCAUCAGCUGAUGACCUUUCAAUUACAUCAAAAACCUUCAAGGCUGUUGAUCCUUCAAUUAGAAAUAGCAUCGCCAUUAGCUCAUGCCAUCGGUCAUCAAUCCUCCAAGAGCCUACUUUGUCAGAGUCUCCCAAAAUUGGAAAUAAUCCAAGGAAAAGCAUAGCUGUCUCAUCAGCACUUUUGGCUAGUCAGAACAAUGUAUCAGAGAGCUCAGAGUCGGAGGUAUUACAACAGUCACUCAAACAUAAUGAGCACAUCAGGUCCUCAUUACGUUCAAGCAAGAUAUUUUCAGGAGCUACAGAGUCUUUGGCUGCCAGCCUUCAAAGAGGCCUGCAGAUUAUUGAUUAUCACCAGAGUAGUUCAGCCUCCAACAGAUCUUCAGUUGCCUUCUCUUUUGAACACUUAAUGCUGAAGCGUAGUCCUGCAGCAGACAAGGCCAAUGCUUCUGUUCAAACAUUAUCAGAUGACAAACAAUCUUCAGAUGAACCAUCUACUCCAUUGCUUUGUUCAUCUUGCCAAAGGAAGUUUGACAAUAAUAACCCUAACGGGGUUCAGGAUAGCUUGAAGACAUGGAUUGUAGCCGUUGAUCAACAGAAAGAUGGAAAGACCACAGCUGUAGCAAGGAAUUUGGCAGAGGCCACCAAAAGAGAGAAAGCCCUCGAAAGUGUUUGUAUGGAGCAAGCAGCCAAAAUUGAGCAGUUAAACCAUCUGGUAGAGCAAUACAAACAUGAGAGAGAAAAUUCCACGAUUGAAGAUGCUCCUGAGUCUCGGAAGAAUGAAAUAAUACCAUUUGAGCGGUCCAACAAUGGUGAAAAUGGAAAAGAAAGUUUUGAUCAGAAUGAAAAGGAAGCACUGCUUCAGGAAAUUCAAACAUUAAAGAGCAAAUUGCAGUCAUAUACUGCAUCUCCAAACAAGUCUACUGAAAAACUGAGAUCCUCUUUGUUGUCAUGUUCCAUUCAAUUGCGAAAAAGUGUAGACUGUCGUGAUAACAGUGAGGAAGAACUUGAGAAGGAAAGACAGAGAUGGAUGGAAAUGGAAAGUGAUUGGAUAUCAUUAACUGAUGAACUCAGGAUGGACCUUGAAUCCAACCGCUGCCGUGCAGAGAAAGUAGAGAUGGAACUGAAAUUGGAGAAGAAGUGCACUGAGGAGUUGGAUGAUGCUCUUAGCAGAGCUGUCCUUGGGCAUGCUAGAAUGGUUGAACACUAUGCUGAACUACAAGAAAAAUACAAUGAUCUGGUUGCUAAGCACCGGGCAAUAAUGGAAGGGAUAGCAGAGGUAAAGAGGGCAGCAGCAAAGGCAGGAGCCAAAGGUCAUGGCACACGUUUUGCAAAAUCCUUGGCUGCUGAGCUUUCAGCUCUUAGAGUGGAGAGGGAAAGGGAGAAAGAAUUCUUGAAAAAGGAGAACAAAAGUCUCAGAAUCCAGCUUAGAGACACUGCAGAAGCUGUUCAUGCUGCUGGAGAACUCCUUGUUAGGCUGAGAGAGGCUGAGCAAGCUGCCUCUGUAGCAGAGGAGAACUUUAGUAAUGUUCAGCAAGAGAAUGAAAAGUUAAAGAAGCAAGUGGAGAAGCUGAAAAGAAAACACAAGAUGGAGAUGAUCACCAUGAAGCAGUACCUUGCAGAGAGCAGAUUGCCUGAAUCUGCACUGCAACCUCUAUAUCGUGAUGAUUCAGCACACAACAGCAGUGCAAUUCCAGAUGAUGAUCAGGCAUGGAGAGCAGAAUUUGGAGCAAUAUAUCAAGAACAUUACUAAUUCAUCCAAGGAAAUCAGACCCUACUUGGGUCAAAAUGAAUAUAAUAAUACUACUUUUCUUGUAUAACCUCUAAUAUAUGCUUUCAAUUUCAUAUAUGUUGAAUACUUGAAUGUGUCUAGUGUUGAAAUUUGUUGGAGUUAAUUUCAUUACAUGAACUUUGUGUGUAAUGUGAUUAAAAAAAGGUGGGGUUUGACUUUUUUAUUAACUUGAUUUUAAUGUAU
This is a messenger RNA of Durio zibethinus, 3973 nucleotides long. RefSeq names its product kinesin-like protein KIN-12F. The record is from RefSeq and is a predicted model, not a curated record. Lineage: Eukaryota; Viridiplantae; Streptophyta; Magnoliopsida; Malvales; Malvaceae. Gene Ontology annotation, molecular function: microtubule motor activity; ATP binding; microtubule binding. Gene Ontology annotation, biological process: microtubule-based movement.